Closterium sp. Naga37s-1 is the source of this 903-nucleotide messenger RNA. NCBI's taxonomy places the organism in Eukaryota, Viridiplantae, Streptophyta, Zygnematophyceae, Desmidiales, Closteriaceae. The record is from the annotation of a GenBank genome assembly.
AUGUCAUCGCUGUAUCUUACCGAUUUGUCUCCUUCAUCCCUCUUCCCUCCGUCCUCUCUCCGUCCUCUCUCCGUCCUCUCUCCGUCCUCUCUCCGUCCUCUCUCCGUCCUCUCUCCGUCCUCUCUCCGUCCUCUCUCCGUCCUCUCUCCGUCCUCUCUCCGUCCUCCCUCCCUCCUCUCUCCGUCUUCCCUCCGUCCUCCCUUCUCCGACUUCCCUUCCAUGCCUCCUCCCUCCUCCUUCAUUCCUCCUCCCCCUCAUCUAGCCAAGGAGCUGGUGCGAUGGCGGAGAGCCAUCGGUCGCAUGCACGAGCAGAAGGCACAGACGAACUCCCUCUCCUCUUCCUUGUUGGCUCUCCCUUUCGCCCCUUCCCCCCCUCACAUCUCCAAUCCCCCAGCAUCUAGCCAAGGAGCUGCCAAGGAGCUGGUGCGAUGGCGGAGAGCCAUCAGUCACAUGCACGAGCAGAAGGCACAGACGAACUCCCUCUCCUCUUCCUUGUUGGCUCUCCCUUUCGCCCCUUCCCCCCCUCACAUCUCCAACCCCCCAGCAUCUAGCCAAGGAGCUGGUGCGAUGGCGGAGAGCCAUCGGCCGCAUGCACGAGCACAAGGCACAGAUGAACUCUCCACUCCCCCCCCCCUUCGUUACCCCCUGUGCCUGCAGCAUCUAGCCAAGGAGCUGGUGAGAUCACGCAAGGCCAUUAGCCGCAUGCACGUGACUCAUGUAAACCCCCCUCUUCUCAACCCUCUCUCCCUUCCUCUAUUCCUUCCCCUCCUCCCCCAGCAUCUAGCCAAGGAGCUGGUGCGAUCAAGGAAGGCCAUCAGCCGCAUGCACGAGCAGAAGGCCCAGAUGAACUCCAUCUCGCUUCACCUGGGGGAGAACAUUGGUGAGUGGAGAGGGACGGGGUGA